GCGAGCUCCUCAUCGCCGGAGUCGGCGUGGCAGGCUACCUGCGCCGCCCUGACCUGGAUGCUGCGAAGUUCCUCCACCUUGAGCUGUCGGAUGGUUUCAAAAGCCUCGUCUUCGUGACGGGCGAUCGCAUCCGGCACACAGCCGCAGGGGAGCUGGAAUUCCUUGGCCGGAAGGACCACCAGGUGAAACUUCGAGGCUUCCGUGUGGAGCUCGGAGAGGUGGAGAGCAAGUUGGCCGAGCAUCCGGAGGUGGCAACUGCAGUUGUUCUACUCUCCGAACACGGUGACUCUCCUGAGUUGUGGGCGUUCGUUGCCACGGCAUCACGUGCGAGCAUGCAAGGAUACCAGUCGACUCUCCGCAGCAGCCUCCGGAACCGGUGCGCGGAGGAGUUGCCCAGCCAUGCAAUCCCACAGCGGCUCGCGAUUCUGGAUGGCCUUCCCCUUUUGCCCAGUGGAAAAAUCGAUCGACAGAAGUUGCUGGCAGGUCCGCCACCACCGCCCCUUGCCGAUGCCACUGCCAAGAUUUCCUUGACGGAGGUGGAAGGAUCGCUUCGGCAGACGGUGGCUGAACUGGUGGAACGAGCCACCGGUGUGGCGGUGGAGGACUCGGAAGAGCUGACUGCGCUGGGCAUCGACUCGGUGAGUGCUGUGCCUCUUGCAGAACUGCUGUCCACAAGCAUUCUGCACGGUGCCGCGGUGCCUCUGGAAGACCUCUAUGUCUACAGCACGAUGGCUUCGCUCUGCGUCUACUUGGAAGGUCGCCUUGAGGACAUUGGGACUUCGAAGAGGUCCAGCACCGGACGGCGCUAUGCCGAGAUCAAGAAGGGUCGUGCACAAAAUUCCGCGGGUGCUGGCCAUUCCGCAAAGGCGGUCAAGAUGCAUCCGGGCCUGGAGGCCUGCCGAGCCGGCGACGCCUCCGCGCUGAAAGCCGAGCUGGCAUCGGGAAGCUUCGACGCGGCCUCCACGCUCGACCGCUUCGGUGGGAGCGGAUUGCAUUGGGCCGCUAGCGGUGGCCACUUAGAA
Symbiodinium sp. CCMP2592 is the source of this 1022-nucleotide messenger RNA. Lineage: Eukaryota; Dinophyceae; Suessiales; Symbiodiniaceae. The record is from the annotation of a GenBank genome assembly.